Molecule: messenger RNA, 1578 nt
Organism: Clonostachys solani
Lineage: Eukaryota; Fungi; Ascomycota; Sordariomycetes; Hypocreales; Bionectriaceae
Source: the annotation of a GenBank genome assembly
AUGUCUGCAGGCGGAGUGCGGAGCAGCGAUCCCACUGAUGAGAAAACGACACACCAUCCCGAGCAGCCAAUGGAUGCUGCAGAUCUAUCUUCCACCCAAAAGUUGGAAGAGAAGGGAGGCCCUGUUUCAGAAGAGGCUUCUGAGGCACCGUACACUAUUUUCUCUGCCCGUGAAAAAGCCUCGAUCAUUGUUCUCGUCUCGUUCCUGGCCAUUAUAUCUCCCCUAUCUGGCUCAGUGUAUCUUCCAGCCCUCACCUCGAUUGCGGAUUCACUGCAAGUAUCUAUUUCACUUGUCAACCUGACGAUAACAACUUAUCUGAUCUUUCAGGGCAUUGCGCCGUCCUUCAUUGGCAAUUUCUCCGAUUCCUACGGUCGUCGUCCCGCAUAUGUAAUAUGCUGUGUCAUUUAUCUCGCUGCCAACAUCGGUCUGGCGUUGCAGAAUAGCUACGCAGCACUACUUGUCCUUCGAUGCGUCCAAAGCUGCGGUAGUAGCGCCACAAUCGCCCUGGGCAGCGCUACAGCCGCCGACAUGGUGACCCGGGCAGAACGAGGAAAAUAUCUUGGGUACGCUGCCAUGGGCGUCACCCUUGGACCUACUCUGGGGCCCGUUAUUGGCGGACUGCUUGACCACUAUCUCGGGUGGCGCUCGAUCUUUUGGUUCCUGACGAUUCUCUCCGGGGUGUUGUUCCUGUUGGUUUUUGCCAUCUUGCCCGAGACCUGCAGAAGUGUCGUCGGAAAUGGGAGUGUCCCUCCGCCGUGGUGGAAUAUGUCUUUGGUUGGGUUUCUGAAGCAACGUCGGAGCAAAGGUCAAGAUGGCACAAGGCUGACUUCUGCGACGGAAAAGCCAAAACGAAAGCGGCCCAAUCCUUUUGCCUCUCUAAUAAUGUUCGGGGAUAAGACAACCGGGACCUUGCUUGGAUUUGGCGCAAUUAUGUACGGGGGUUUCUAUAUUGUGCUCACAACCUUUUCAACUGAGCUGUCAGCCCGCUUUGGCUACUCGUCGGUCAUUGUCGGCUUGUGUUUUCUACCUCUAGGCCUCGGUAGUAUCUGCUACCGGUACACGGGGGGUUAUUUGAUGGACUGGAACUUCCGGCGUCAUAUGAAAAAGGCAGGACUGGAAUGGGACAACAAGUAUCAGCAAGAUCUGAACUCCCUCCCCAUUGAAAGGAUUCGCCUGGAGGUCACAUUGCCCUUGACAUACGUCGCUUGCGCAAUGCUGAUAGUAUACGGAUGGGUUAUGGAUAAACAGCUUUCUCUGGCUGGCAUCGAAGUCUCACUAUUCUUUCUGGCUGUAUCUUUCUCCGGGGCACUGAACAAUCUGAAUACUCUGAUUGUGGAUUUGCACGCCGAGUCGCCUGCAACCGCAGUCGCGGCAAACAACCUUGCGCGUUGCCUCACGGGUGCGGGAGCUGCUGCGAUCGGGACGCCAAUGAUUGACCGCUUGAGUAUCGGAUGGACUUCAGUAUUUGUCUCGGGUGUUUGGGCGGCCGGGACACUGCUUCUGUGGUUGGUGCUAGCCAGAGGGCAGAGCUGGAGGAGUGCAAAGGCGGCGGAAAAGGAGAGUGGGAAUAGCAACUGA